Messenger RNA from Aspergillus eucalypticola CBS 122712, 2122 nucleotides. Its product is annotated as RNA binding protein. Gene Ontology annotation, molecular function: mRNA binding. The record is from RefSeq and is a predicted model, not a curated record. The coding region runs from base 142 to 1971 and encodes 609 amino acids. Lineage: Eukaryota; Fungi; Ascomycota; Eurotiomycetes; Eurotiales; Aspergillaceae. The transcript has a single exon.
CUGAGCCCCUCCAGCCUCUGUCCCAUCUGUCAUCCGGUUGCCUCCCGCACUCCCUUACCUUCUUGGAGGAGCCCGUGCUCCCGUCCGCUCGUGGGGUUAAUCAAUCGAGUCAGACGCUUUUAGAAUUUCGGUCCGUGAGGCAUGAGUGGCAGUUCGAAUCAGUCAACCCGUACGAGUCCAGGCUCCUACAGCACUACUCAGCGCACGCCCUCGGUCUCUUCGGGCGCGUCGCCUACCCACCAGCCGCUUUCGGCCUCUCAAGCGCCCGCGACGGCCCAGAAUGCGAUGUCGACCGACGUGUACAAUACGCCCGCAUCGCAGGCACCAACUUCGUUAGGUCCUUCGUUUACCUACCCUUUCUCCCCUAUCGGCCCCUCUUCCACUUUUGACAACGUUUCCUCAUCUGCUAUGCGUCUGGGCGACUCGGAUCGGUCGGCGCAGGGCCUGAAUGGCUUUAUCCGACCGACAAAUGGAACAGGUGGCGGCGCAAUCCUUAUGCGCAAACUACCGCGCAACACCAGUCGCGAUGCUCUGCGCAGCAUGCUCCUCUUUGCCAAAGAUUUUGUGGAUGCCGACUUCGUGCCUUCCGACGCUCCGGAGGACAACGGAUACUUGUGUGCGGUCGCGCGCUUCAGCACCCUGGCUGCUGCGGAAGAGGCACGAGCACUUCUCGACGGCAAACCGAAUUCGAAGAACGACGCCACCAUGAUUGUGGAAAUGUUUUACGGCUCAGUUGGUUCCUCCUUGGUGCCCAGACGAAACACGAUUGACCACACCGCGACUCGGGGCUUACUGGGACAUGUUAAUGGAGGUUUACCGCGACAGUCGUCGCGCUUCAACGGGACUUUCCAGACUUUGGAGAAGCUAAACGCGACCACUGCUACCUCUGGUGAUACCCUGCCCCCAUCUGAACCUGGCUCCCGUCUCCAUAGUCUCUUCUCCCCCCAGUCCCCGAUCGGCAACGGCGUUCCCGAGCUCCCGCGAGUCAGUGGCAAAUCGAUGAUUGAUCAGGAUAUUGAUGAAGACACUGGAGAGCUGCUCAAGGAUCCCGUGGGCUAUGCCGAAAACGGGCAUUCGUCUUCUGUCUCUGUCCCUCGACGUUCCACGAACCCUCAGAUUUUAGGUAACCAGUUUGCCAACAUGUCUUUGGCUGGCAAUCUCAAUUCCCCUCCACUACCGAAUUACAACCAAGGAGGAAACGCGCACGUCGGCGUUCCAAACCCUCCAUCGACCUUUCCCCAACCGAUGAACAAUAACAUCGGGACGGGCCAUGUGUUCCCUUAUGGUAAUCCGCAUGUACCUCGUCAUAGUCUCCCUGCAGCCAAUCCGAACGACAUGAACCCUCCGUGCAAUACAUUAUACGUGGGGAACUUACCCCCCGAUACCUCCGAGGAAGAGCUGAAGGCUCUGUUCUCUAAGCAGCGUGGAUACAAGCGUUUGUGCUUUCGAAACAAACAGAAUGGGCCGAUGUGCUUCGUGGAAUUUGACGACGUGGGCACCGCUGGCAAAGCCCUGAACGAGUUGUAUGGCGUGAAGUUGUCCAACAGCAUCAAGACCGGCAUCCGUCUAAGCUUCUCGAAGAACCCUCUCGGGGUCCGAUCAGGACAGCCCGGCUCCAUGAGCGCGUCUAAUGCCAUGGCCUCUCAAGGUGGUGUGCCUGGGGGUAGUAGUCUCGGUGGAAUGCAUAACCACAUGUUUUCGACGGUCAGUGGACCGCCACCGGGCCUGUCUGCGCCUCCAGGCUUGGUCCCGCCCGUGGCAGUUAGGAACAACGGUGCCAUGCAUCCCUCCGGGAGUCCAAAUGCACCAUUGCCCAACAACGGUACUUUCAAUGCCAAUUCGGGACUUGGAAUUCGGACAAAUCCGAUGAACGCAAUGGUGUCCCCGCCACCUCAGCUCACCGGCGGAGCUUCGGGACCCAAUGUGGGUGGCUACAAUUCCUACUAUCCGGAUUAUAUGAUGGGUCGGUAGGAAGGUGCACGUUUCUGUGGAGAUAAUGUCCGACAUGCUUGAUGAUCACUGGGCUACCUGGCGCAUUGGGGGUUGUUAUUGUUUCUAUUUCAUGAGCUAGAUCAGCAUUUGGAGGCUCGCCUUCCUCCUGGGAGUAAGGACCACGGGGCUC